Messenger RNA from Phaethon lepturus (White-tailed tropicbird), 639 nucleotides. RefSeq names its product connector enhancer of kinase suppressor of Ras 1 (gene CNKSR1). NCBI's taxonomy places the organism in Eukaryota, Metazoa, Chordata, Aves, Phaethontiformes, Phaethontidae. The annotation marks the transcript as partial. The transcript is spliced from 6 exons. The record is from RefSeq and is a predicted model, not a curated record.
CGGCGGGUCUCGUGCCGGGACCUGGGCCGGGUGGACUGCGAUGGCUGGCUCCUGAAGAAGAAGGACCAUGUGGGCUUCAUGGCCCAGAAGUGGAAGCGGUGCUGGUUUGUGCUGAAGGGCCACACGCUCUACUGGUACCACCACCCCAACGUGAGUGGAGAUGCUGAGUGGGUCAGUCACCUGAUAACAGCCAAAACGAAGUACGCGCUGGCCCACCAGGCAGUCCCAGACCGGGAGGAAGACUGCUACAGUGAGACAGAAGCCGAGGACCCUGAUGAGGACUCCCCCCGGCAUGGCUGUGACUCUCCAAAGAAGAGGCUGCAAAACGCCCCGGAGAAAGCCCAGCUCCUCCCGGCCAGCGACCCUGCUGGGGAGGAUCUCGAGUGCCUGAUGCGGUGCCUGAAGCAGGGAGGAGUGUCCCUCAUCGGGCGGCAGCGGUUCCUGACACAGGAACAGUGCCACAAGUCCUUCAUCCGGCGCAACAAGAACCCCCACAUCAACGAGAAGGUGCAUGUAGUGCGGGCCCUGCAGAGCACGCUCAAGGCGAAGCUGGUGGAGCUGCAGGCUCUGGAGCAGCUGCUCAGCGACGCUGCGCUCACCUCGGAGAAGUUCACGCGCUGGAAGGAAGAGCACGCGGGA